GCUGCUUGUCUAGUCAGGCGAACAAGACUACGCAUCGCGCAAACAAUGCCAAUACUAAGGGAAGGUUCCACCGUUAUGCUACGUGGUGGUACCUGCAUGCGACUCGUUCCCACAUGUGACGUCACACCAUGAGAUCACCGAUGCGCCGCCACCUUAAAUCCGCAGUCCUACCCUACCCAGACUCUUAAGUCCUACACAAACCUCACAUAACCACCAUACCUACACACGCAACACUCAGUAUCCAUCACAAAGCCCUACCAAACACCACCAUGUCCAACUCAAGCUCCACAUUCCAGUCCUUCUCCACAUCCUUCUCCUCCAGCUCUGUAAACGGCCAAACCACCUCGCACUCCGAGUCCACAUACUCCGAUCCCUCCGGCACACGCGUGCACCGCACAAGCCAAGAGCCAGGCCAAGCCGCGCGGGAGGAGCGCUUCGAAGUCGACCACAGCGGCAGGCGCGUCAAGGGUGCACAAGCAGACGACCAGAAGAGAAUACAAGAUGUGACAGAUGAGGAGGGCGAGGGUGGCGAAUCGAAGGACGACGGACAGGCACAGAGGGAUAGGGAGUAUGAGGAGAGGAUCGAGGGAGAGUACGCUAAGAGGGAGGGCGGCGCGUAGGCGUCUUCUCAGAAGGAGGGGGAAGGGGGGCCUUAAGAGUAUGGAAAUACGGAAAUUGAAACUAAGACGACAAACGUGUGUUUUUCUUUCAACGAGGUAUUGGUCCAAGAAGCCAUGGUACGGCCUGAUAAGAUGUUAAUGUGUAUUUUUACAUGGCCGACUUCCUAUCAUCACGCUUCCCUUUGUUCUAUUCCGUAGGUAGUCGUUGUUAACGGAAUGGAGUCUUCUCAUUACCGGCAUUACGCUUUUAGUUUGGAAUGCUACUCUUAAUAAUGUCUUUACAAA
Molecule: messenger RNA, 905 nt
Organism: Cucurbitaria berberidis CBS 394.84
Lineage: Eukaryota; Fungi; Ascomycota; Dothideomycetes; Pleosporales; Cucurbitariaceae
Exons: 1
Coding region: 270-620 (116 amino acids)
Source: RefSeq, a predicted model, not a curated record